AUGUUAAGGAUAUCAAGUGUCUUUAAUAUAAGUCUCUCAGCAGAGCAUGGCACAGCAUUUUCAUGUAUGUAUUAUAUAUACACUGCCAGAAAAAAAUCAGUAAACCUUGAAAGACAACCUCAGUUUAUAUCUGAUGAUGUCAUAAGUGUAGUGCCUCAAGAAUUUCAGUGUCUAUUUCUGCAGUCAAAAACUAACAGCAGUCCAGAAUUUAUUAAUUAUUUCAAAAAAUACAAGCUAGUUUUGAAACGCAUCAUAAAGGAGGCAAAAAUUAAGGAAAAUGACAAAUAUAUUAUGAAGUCAUCCAAUAAAACUAAGUCCAUGUGGAAAGCUGUGCAGAAUCUUACUGGGAAGAAGACAACUCACAAAAAUAUUGUGAUAUCACAUGAUCGCAAGAAUGUCACUGACCCUAGGGAAGUUGCAAAUAGUUUCAAUUCUUACUAUGCAACUGUUGCUGGGAAAUUAGUGAAGGAAAAAUUUGGAAAUCCACCUAACACAACAUGGAAAGUACUUUCAUCUAUUGAAAUAAAUAAUAUAUCCAUGUUCCUCAGUCCAGUAAGCCCAACAGAGCUCCUAAAUACCAUUAAUUCACUGAAGAGUAAGUAUUCAACUGGUAUUGAUGAUAUUCCAGAUUAUAUUAUAAAAAUAACAGCAAGACAAAUACUUUCACCUUUAUUGGACAUAUGCAAUUCAUCCUUAUCAUGUGGGUUUUUGAAAAUUAUUGAAAAAGUGUUCCUUUCAAAACUAAUUACAUUCUUCGACAAGAAUAAUAUUAUUUCUGGAUGUCAACAUGGCUUCAGACCACAGAGAUCAAUUGAAACUGCCACUCUCAAUCUGAUAAACCAUGUCUUAAAUGCAGUGGACAACCACAGAAAUAUCUCAGGUUUAUUCUUGGACACAACAAAAGCUUUUGAUGGAAUAAUGAAGAAAAUCUUACUGCAGCUGCAAAAGAUAUUACAAAAGGAGUGUCUGAAUGGUUUACCAGAAACAGCCUAA
Schistocerca nitens (vagrant locust) is the source of this 993-nucleotide messenger RNA. RefSeq lists its product as uncharacterized. The transcript has 5 exons. The record is from RefSeq and is a predicted model, not a curated record. Bases 1 to 993 code for a protein of 330 amino acids. Lineage: Eukaryota; Metazoa; Arthropoda; Insecta; Orthoptera; Acrididae.